UUGCGAUCAUUCAACAUUGGUUCAGGAACUAGUAUUGAAGUUCUUGAAGACUAUUGUUUCAACAACACCCAACUUGAAGAAUUCAUUCUUCCUAGUCCAACAACGAUUGGUAAGUUUGUUUUCAAGAACUGCAAACAUCUUUCACAUGUCGAUCUCACACCUCGAUCAUCAUCGAACAACAAACGAAAUCUUCAAUCAUCAGAAUCAUACACUAUUCCAACCGGUCUUUUUGAUGACUGCACAUCACUUCGUAAUAUUUCUAUCCAUGCAACAGUCAACAAUAUCUCAGACUAUGCAUUUCGAAACUGCAACAACAUUGAAUACUAUAUUCCAGACAGUGUUGUCCAUGUUGGUAUCUCAUGUUUCGAGAACUGCUACAAAAUAUAUAAUGUUCCUCAACCUAUCACACACUUCGGCAACAAUUCAUUCCGAAGCACAUACAUCAAAGGUCCACUUGUCAUCCCACCUUCCACAGACUUCAUUGGUUCAUCAUCAUUCACCAACACGAGUGUCUACAUCGUCAUCUACUGUGGUAUUCAUGACUUCUCACGCUCAUUACUUGCAUUUGAGAAUGAUGCUAUCUCCAUUGUUACAUACUCGUACGAUUAUGUUUCAUUUUGUGGUCUUCGUGCACACCACUCACCAUCACACACAUGUUCAGAUCUUCUUCGCACAAACUUUGCUGGUGUUGAAGGUCUUCGCCAUAACAUUCAUGGCAACAACAUCAUUGAUGGUGUUCUUCUUUUUUCAUCUGUUUAUAAUCUUGGUCUUUGGUAA
Messenger RNA from Trichomonas vaginalis G3, 777 nucleotides. Its product is annotated as leucine-rich repeats (6 copies)-containing protein. The transcript has a single exon. Lineage: Eukaryota; Parabasalia; Trichomonadida; Trichomonadidae. The record is from RefSeq and is a predicted model, not a curated record.